AUGCCUCUGCCAACCUCGACAAAGACACUCAUUCUUGCCAACAAGCCGACCGGCAAGAUCGUCCUUGACGGGCCCAAUCCAACAUUCACUCUCGAGGAGAAACCGUUGCCUGAACUCCAGGAUGGCCAAGUUCUUACGGAACUGCUGUAUCUCUCCAACGACCCCGCCCAGCGAGGGUGGAUAGAUGCAAACCAGGACCCGGCACGCCUGUACGUACCGCCGGUCAACAAGGGCGAGCCGAUGCGUUCUGGCGGUAUCUACAAGGUGCUCGCCUCCAAGAACGCCUCCUUCCCCGAGGGCAGUGUGGUGCGUGGAUGGGGAGGCUGGUCGCAGUACCAGGUCAUGUCACCCACCACGAAUGGUCUUCAGCCUUGCGAGGAGAUACCUGGCGUGAGCGUGACGCACUACCUCGGUGCCCUGGGAGGGACGGGCAUGACGGCGUACAGUGGGCUGGUCUUCGUGGGCGAGGCGACGAAGGACGACGUGGUGGUGGUCAGCGGCGCGGCCGGCGCGACGGGGAGCAUGGUGGUGCAGAUCGCCAAACACCUGGUCGGGUGCAAGAAGGUGAUCGGGCUCGCCGGCACGGACGAAAAGUGCCGGUGGGUCGAGUCGCUCGGCGCGGACGUGUGCAUCAACUACAAGAAGGACUGGAAGACGCAGCUGACGGCGGCGACCGAGGGCCUCGCCAACGUCUACUUCGACAACGUCGGCGGCGAGCAGCUCGACUUCAUGCUGACGCGCCUGGCCCGCCACGGGCGCGUCGUCGCGUGCGGCGCCAUCGCGGACUACAACGCCGAGGAAAAGUACGGGAUCAAGAACUGGUUCGACGUGAUCACCAUGCGGCUGCAGAUCAAGGGCUUCAUCGUGUUCGACUUCGCCAAGGAGCACCCGGAGAUCACCCGCAAGCUGAUCCAGGGCGUCAAGGACGGAAAGAUCAAGAUCAGCGACGAGAACGAGACGGUGGUGGACACCAAGUUCGAGGACGUCCCCAAGACGUGGGUCAAGCUGUUCGAGGGCGGCAACAAGGGCAAGCUCGUCACGAGGCUGGUUUGA
Molecule: messenger RNA, 1053 nt
Organism: Verruconis gallopava
Lineage: Eukaryota; Fungi; Ascomycota; Dothideomycetes; Venturiales; Sympoventuriaceae
Exons: 1
Coding region: 1-1053 (350 amino acids)
Molecular function (GO): oxidoreductase activity, acting on the CH-CH group of donors, NAD or NADP as acceptor
Source: RefSeq, a predicted model, not a curated record